CUGCCUAUCCACAAUUCCACGCCCCACCUAAAACCCCUGCAGCCUCCUCCGCCUUCCUCCGCCGCUAACGCCGACGCCGGAAAUCGCUCUCCGCCCCCGCCGCCGACCUCGAGAGAUGGAGCAAGGCAAGCGCGGGAUCGUCGUCUCCAAGCUCCUGCCCCCUAACAACCCCAUCGAGCAGCUCCAGUCCCGGUUCAAGGAGAUCGAGGCCGGCUUCAAGGACUGGCUCUCCAAGCAGUCCCUCCCCGUCGAGGCCGCCGUCGUCACCGCCACCGGCGCCACCCAGGGCGCCGCCAUCGGUGCCAUCAUGGGCACCCUCACCAACGACGUCUCCGCCUCCCUCGGCCCUCCCCCCGGGGCCAACCUCAACCCCCAGGCCAUGGCCUCGCUCAAGCAAGCUCAGGCUCUAUCCGGUGGUCCCUUGAUACAAGCUCGCAAUUUUGCUGUCAUGACGGGUGUCAAUGCUGGCAUCUCCUGUGUGAUGAAGAGGUUGAGGGGGAAGGAAGAUGUCCAGUCCAGUAUGGCAGCAGCUUUUGGUUCUGGAGCCAUGUUCUCUUUGGUCAGUGGCAUGGGUGGCCCAAAUCAGGCGGCAAAUGCAGUUACUUCGGGGUUUUUCUUUGCACUUGUUCAGGGUGGUCUUUUCAAGCUAGGGCAGAAAUUCUCUCAGCCUCCUGUCGAAGAUGUCUACUACUCUCAAACAAGAAGCAUAUUGUCGAACCUUGGUCUUCAGAAUUAUGAGAAAAACUUCAAGAAAGGCCUUCUAACAGAUACAACAUUGCCUCUACUCACUGAUAGUGCUCUAAGAGAUGUGAACAUUCCUCCAGGACCGAGGCUGCUCAUUCUCGAUCACAUUCAGAGAGAUCCUCAGCUGAAAGGUGCAAGGAAGCUGUAGACUCCAUUUGCCACCAAACUGAUUGGCAUUUUGAAAGAUUCUAAAGUAAGAAGAACUUAAUUCAUUUUAUUUUGGACCAUCUACUUUCUCCAGGGGUGUCGUAUAAGCAAAGUCAUGGUUGAGGGCUAUGAACUUUGAUGGCCGUACCUCUAGUGGGGAAGGAACCUUUAUCUGGGUGAUCUGAAAGGGGUCUAGUACUUCUCAGAUACUUUGCCUUCUUCUUUUGAUAUUUUAGUUAGACAGUACUUCAGCAAGAGUACAAGGUAUAAACUAGGGAACAAUGAGAAAGGGAAGCCCAUGCUGUCAUCGGAGACUUCUUGGUUUAAAGGUGCAUCUCAUUAGAUGUUGAAGAGUGAUUCCUAGAGCUAGUUCUCCUGAGAUUAAUUUUGCUUCAUUAGGUUGUUAGACAUCGGGGCAUGAAGCAUUUGGCUUCUAUCUAAUUGCAAGCUGCUUCGGUAGAGGCAGCUUUUCUUUGUACUGUUUACACUCGAAAUGGCUGGAGGAUGGUUUCUUUUCAGAUAUCUCGAGUGACCUUUUUUUUGGUGUCGGCCAGCACAUUGGAAACUUUGGUCAGCUCAUUUCUACUUAAACUUUACGACUAAGGUAGAAAGAAAUCAUGUAGGCUUUCUGCUUCCAUAGGCUUUUGAAUAAUCUUUCAUAUGAAGAUAUCUUUCAUUUA
This is a messenger RNA of Eucalyptus grandis, 1571 nucleotides long. RefSeq names its product chloroplastic import inner membrane translocase subunit HP30-2. The transcript has 6 exons. The record is from RefSeq and is a predicted model, not a curated record. Gene Ontology annotation, molecular function: protein binding; transmembrane protein transporter activity. NCBI's taxonomy places the organism in Eukaryota, Viridiplantae, Streptophyta, Magnoliopsida, Myrtales, Myrtaceae. The coding region runs from base 116 to 892 and encodes 258 amino acids. Gene Ontology annotation, biological process: protein insertion into mitochondrial inner membrane; protein targeting to chloroplast. Gene Ontology annotation, cellular component: chloroplast inner membrane; TIM22 mitochondrial import inner membrane insertion complex.